AUGUGGGUGGACGCCAGGUCAUCCGGCAAAACCACCUUGAUUUGCUCCUUGUUGGCCGUGCUCAAUGGGAAGUAUCCUCAUUCCUAUGACUACAAGGAGAAGUUGCGGGAGAUGCCUGUGCGGGUACUCAGCCUAUGUGAGAUCCGUUACAUGUCAGGAGAAACUCGACAGAUGAGGCCCUGCGGUCCCAAUCCACGUGAGGAGCAUCCGCUCUGUGCCAAGACUAGCCCCAAUAGCAACCUGCAUUACAGCGCAGUCCCUUCGUGGAUGAGAAUCAUCCUCCGCAGCCGCUUGGCAGAGGGAACCGCAGCGUUGCCGAGACUUGGCCCGCUUGCUGGCCGUUCUCGCCUGAGUUUCAAUGGGUACACAGUGGUCAUCGGUGUAACGAAGCUCCUCAAGUUGCGGGAAGAUCGCUUGAGAGAAGAUGCCUAUGGCAAAGAUCACCGUGGAGAGGUUGGAAAGGACCCUCGAAGCAGCUACGAGUCUUUCGUUGGAAGGUACAUUGACAAAGUGUGUGCUUGUCUUCAGGCCAAAGCAGGAGAGAACGACUGGUCCUUCACUGAUGGACCAGAACACGUUGCCUUUCCGUUGCCGAAUGUCAGCAUCUUUGACGUUCCAACCUGGACGAGUGUCACAGACUUUCAGGCCUGGGAAGGUCGGAAAGGCACUCCGGAGCUGCCAAACUUCAAAUACUACAACUCUCAACUCACCAGGCUGCUGCAUGCUGUGUGCAAACGCUCAAGUUCAGAAGCUGCCUGA
This is a messenger RNA of Cladocopium goreaui, 759 nucleotides long. NCBI's taxonomy places the organism in Eukaryota, Dinophyceae, Suessiales, Symbiodiniaceae. The record is from the annotation of a GenBank genome assembly.